AGAGGGGAAUUGAAGCAGAGUGUGAGAGAGAGAGUGAGAGGCAUUAGCAGCUGCUGAAGGGGGCUACACAUUAGGAAGGGAGGGCUUGCACCUUACCGCUUCCUCAGUUUUUGCGAGUGAGGGCAACCUAGGCAGACACAGCUCGGCUUCAACAUUUUGACACUAACGUUUAAACAAGGGGGGAGAGAGAGAGAGGAAAAGAAAACUUUUUAAAAAAUUAAUCCAAGACCGAGCCAAAACAGAAGAUGACGGCGAAAACGGUGGAGAAAAUCCCGCUGUCCCUCGGAGGUCUCUUCCACCAGCUCCCUGAAAAUAUGUACUCGGUGGAUGAGAUCAGUUCGCUGCCCGCGUCCCUCGCUGUCUUCCAUAACCAGGAGCUGGCACAAUACGAGCAGAUGCCCUCAGAUGGAAUGAUUAACGUGGACAUGGGCAGCGACAAGAGACCCAUCGACCUGCCUUAUCCCAACACGUACCACCCAGCUCCUGCUUCCCGCAGUCAGACUUUUACCUACAUGGGCAAGUUUUCUAUUGACUCUCAAUGUGCCAGCGCCAAUUGGAGCCCUGACGGAAUCAUUAACAUAGUGAGUACUGGGAUCUUUGGAGUCCCUCCACCUUCUUCCACCUCAUCGUCCUCCUCCUCUUCCUCAGCUUCUCCGAACCCGCUCUCCAACACCCUCAGCUGCACGAUGGCACAGAACCAGAGCGAGAUGGAGCAUAUGUACUCGCCGCCGCCUCCUUAUACCUGCGGGGAGAUAUACCAGGAGCCGGCUCCGUUCUUCAGCACCUCUACAUGCAGCCUCGGAUACCCUCCUCCUCCGUCCUAUCCUUCUCCCAAACCGGUGGUGGACAAUACCUUAUUCCCCAUCCUGCCGGAGUACAGCAGCAUCUUUCAAGCUCAGCAUCCGCACCGAGAGCUCAACCCGGGCACCGAGCGCAAACCCUUCUCCUGCCCCGUGGAGCCCAUCAGGAUGGCACCGCCUCUGACCCCUCUCUCCACCAUUAGGAACUUCACUCUGGGUAACCCAUCAGGAGAGGGGGCCCGGCUGCCCAGCGCUUACGGCGGUCAGAAUCUACCCCUCCGACCCAUCCGCCUCAGGAAAUACCCCAACCGCCCCAGCAAGACCCCAGUCCACGAGAGACCCUACCCCUGCCCGGCGGAGGGCUGCGACCGCCGCUUCUCCCGCUCGGAUGAGCUCACCCGGCACAUCCGGAUCCACACCGGUCACAAACCGUUCCAGUGCCGGAUCUGCAUGAGGAACUUCAGCCGGAGCGACCACCUCACCACCCACAUUCGCACCCACACCGGGGAGAAACCCUUCUCCUGCGAUUUCUGCGGCAGGAAAUUCGCACGCAGCGACGAGCGGAAGAGGCACACCAAGAUCCACCUGAGGCAGAAAGAGAAGAAGCUGGCCAGCGAGAGAGCGGCCAGUUCCACAGUGGCAUCUCUGUGCCCCGGGAGCAGCCCGCUGACCGCCUGUCCGCCCAGGACAGUAUAGACAUAGCAUAGACACGCUAAAUGACACUACCGCAAGGCGAGGAACUUUAAGGGAACGGAGUUUCUAUGAGAGAUUGCCCCCACGUCUCCUCCAGCUACGUGUUUACAUUUUGCUCCUUCAGCAUCGACUCAAAGGCCCACCCAAAGUGUCAGCCCUUAGCCCCAUCCACGUUACUCUGGGGGACGGGGGAGCGAGUUGAUCAUUUGCUUCUUUUUGUGCACAGUGCAGGGCUUCUGGUUUGGCUAAACGGUUAAACUAGUCAGGGUACUGUACAUACUAUAUUAACUAACGGUCUCCUCAAACAUUCCCAUUCAGAGUCCACAAGAGACUGGUCAGGGUUGUUCACUGGUGCAAACGCGGGGAAAGUGCUGUUGCUGGGAGUUUAUACCACAGGUGGCUAAAGGGAAUAUUUUGUAAACAAGGCAGUGAAUGUUCGUCUGAGGAAACUAGCUCCGGCACUUUUUUUUUACAUAGAUUGGUCACUAAUAUCUUCAAACAACAAAAAGAAACAAGCGUGAUAAAUGACUUAAAAGCUCUCUAAUCCUAGAAGAUAACCAAGAACAGGCUUCCUUUUGCCGAAGUCUAAGUUUAAUAGGAUCUGUGCAGCAAGUAGUUCAUAUUUUAACGUUUUGCCCUCUAGCAUGAGAAGACCCAGAGGAGAAAAGGGGGAGUUAGAGAGGGAUUUAAUUUGACCAGGAAUCAAUGAGGGAAACAACUUUAUCUGGUGUUAGUUUAAAUGGCAAAUGGAUGUCCUUGUACUUUCGCAUUUAAACACUGCAUGCUGAGAUUUUCUUGGUGCCUUGUUUAUUGUGGACGAUUCUACCUGUCUGCAUGUAAAUAUCCCGCCUUAAAGGACUGACUGUGGCAAUCAUGAAAUCACCAAUAACCUUCAUAAGCUGGCGAAGCUGUUCAAUUCCUGCCAAUUAAUCUGGAGAUUUUUAGAAACUAUUUUUGUACGCGUUUUUUGUGCUAAUAUAUCUUCCAGUGUUUUAAAUUUUGUAGCAAAGCUCUGGUUGUAAAGAGUGUGAAUAAUUUUAUGUCGUUGGUGUCGACCUGUUCAAUGGUUUAAUGUAUUGGUGUAAAACCACUAACUGGGUAAACAAAUGGGACUAAUCAGUCCUCUCAAGAUGUAUUGUUUUAUGGUUAUAUUGAUGUAAAUAUAAUUUUACAAAAUA
Carcharodon carcharias (great white shark) is the source of this 2671-nucleotide messenger RNA. It is a transcript of the gene egr2b, whose product is annotated as early growth response 2b. The record is from RefSeq and is a predicted model, not a curated record. Gene Ontology annotation, molecular function: DNA-binding transcription factor activity, RNA polymerase II-specific; RNA polymerase II cis-regulatory region sequence-specific DNA binding. Lineage: Eukaryota; Metazoa; Chordata; Chondrichthyes; Lamniformes; Lamnidae. Gene Ontology annotation, biological process: regulation of transcription by RNA polymerase II. Bases 246 to 1496 code for a protein of 416 amino acids. The transcript is spliced from 2 exons.